AUGAAGCUCUACGUUAUUAUUCUUUUAAUUGCUGUUUUAGCGCUACACACCUGCAAUGCCGUGAGAUGUAUUUUAACGUGUCGCACAUUGUCUGGCGACUACACAUCUGUUGAGUUAUAAUCGACAUAACUAUAAAACUGAAUCUGACUUCUAAAUGCGAUUAUGACAAUGCAGGUACAAAUAAAAAUAAGCUGAUGUG
Messenger RNA from Drosophila takahashii, 199 nucleotides. RefSeq lists its product as uncharacterized. NCBI's taxonomy places the organism in Eukaryota, Metazoa, Arthropoda, Insecta, Diptera, Drosophilidae. The record is from RefSeq and is a predicted model, not a curated record.